CCAUAAUGUAUUUUAUUUCCAGCAGAUGGACACACAAGCAGGAAUAUCUCAGAAGGACAUCUAAUGUUAUCCCCGGAUUGUGACAUAAAAGAUGACAGUAGACAGGAUUCUCCAGGAGAUAAUCCAAUUACCCCAAUUAUAUAUCCAGCUCUAUCAGCUGAUCCCUCUGAUCCUGGGAAAUGUUCUCCUGAUCACUCUGAUAUUGGUGCAUCUGUUACAGCUCUGAGAGUAGAUACAGUGUUUCCCUGUUCUAUAGAUGCCAAAUGUUUUACACAGAACACAAAGCUUAUUACCCAUCAGGCAGCUAAGGCAGGUGAGAGGCCACUGAUAUGUUCUGACUGUGGGAAAUGUUUUACCUGCAAAUCACAACUUGUUUCACAUCAGUGCAGACACAAAGGUCAGAAGCCAUUUCCAUGUUCUGAGUGUGGGAAAUGUUUUACAGAGAAAUCACAUCUUGUUACACAUCAGAGACGUCACACAGGUGAGAACCUAUUACCAUGUUCUGAGUGUGGGAAAUGUUUUACACUGAAAUCACAUCUUGUUACACAUCAGCGAAAUCACACUGGUGAAAAGCCAUUUCCAUGUUCUGAGUGCGGGAAAUGUUUCACCCGGAAAUCACAACUUGUUAAACAUCAGCGAAGUCACACAGGUGAGACUCCAUUUCCAUGUUCUGAGUGUGGGAAAUGUUUUACAUACAAAUCACUUCUUGUAAUACAUAAGAGAAUACAUACAGGUGAGAAACCAUAUUCCUGUUCUGAGUGUGGGAAAUGUUUUACAUACAAAUCAACUCUUGAUGCACAUAAGAGAAGUCACACAGGUACAUCACCAUUUCCAUGUUCUGAGUGUGGGAAAUAUUUUGCACAGAAAUCACAACUUGCUAGACAUCAAAGAAUUCACACAGGUGAGAAGGCAUUUUCUUGCUCUGAGUGUGGGAAAUGUUUUGCCCGGAAAUCAGAACUUGUUAGACAUCAGCGAAGUCACACAGGUGAGAAGCCAUUUUCUUGCUCUGAGUGUGGGAAAUGUUUUGCCCGGAAAUCAGAACUUGUUAGACAUCAGCGAAGUCACACAGGUGAGAAGCCAUUUUCUUGCUCUGAGUGUGGGAAAUGUUUUGCCCAGAAAUCAGAACUUGUUAGACAUCAGCGAAGUCACACAGGUGAGAGGCCAUUUCCAUGUCCUGAGUGUGGGAAAUGUUUUGCACACAAAUCAGGUCUUGUUAGUCAUAACAGAAGUCACACGGGUGAGAAUCCAAUUUCUUGCACUGAGUGUGGGAAAUGUUUUACACGGAAAUCACAACUUGUUAAACAUCAGAGAAGUCACACAGGUGAGAAGCCAUUUCCAUGUUCUGAGUGUGAGAAAUGUUUUGCACACAAAUCAGAUCUUGUUAUACAUCACAGAAGUCACACAGGUGAGAAGCCAUUUUUUUGCUCUGAGUGUGGGAAAUGUUUUACACAGAAAUCACAUCUUGUUAGACAUCAGCAAAGUCACACAGGUGAGAAUCCAUUUCCAUGCUCUGAGUGUGGGAAAGGUUUUGCACACAAAUCAGCUCUUGUUAUACAUCACAGAAGUCACACAGGUGAGAAGCCAUUUCCAUGUUCUGAGUGUGGGAAAUGUUUUGCAGACAACUCAGCUCUUGUUAUACAUCACAGAAAUCACACAGGUGAGAAGCCAUUUCAAUGUUCUGAGUGUGGGAAAUGUUUUACACAGAAAUCACAACUUGUUACACACCAGAGAAGACACACAGGUGAGAAGCCAUUUUACAGAUCCUUCUCGGAUAUAGAACUGAAAGUUCUGGAGAAGGGUCUCUCCUUCGUACCCACCAACCCUUUCAAUAAAUUUCAGUGGCAAAUCGAUCUGCACCGCUUCUCAAGGAAGUUGAGACUACAGGAGUACUUUCAACAUUCCAAUCUUCAAGAUCCACCAAGUGUCUCUUUCUGCGACAGAUUCUAUCAGACCCGACAUAAAUCAACCUUUGACCCCCCGUCGACCAACUCGUCUAUACAAGCAUUUACCAGACUACUGGAUGAUUCAGUCGCCAAAUACACCGCGGCGACUUCAGUCAUACACCGUAACCUGACCAAGGCUGAACAAGUAGCCCUCAAACAACUGGGUGCUUAUCGGGAUGUAAUCUUCCGGCCAGCGGACAAGGGAGGGGGUUUAGUCAUCCUUAACCUCUCCGAUUACAUCAAAGAAAUAGAGGGGCAACUGGCCGACCAGGAGACCUAUGAGGCUCUGUCCCACGACCCCACGGCCGAAUACCAACACGAACUGGAACUGCUACUGGACCGGGCAAAGUCCAACAAUCUACUCACAGAAAAACUGUGCGAAGCCCUCAAACAGGAUCAUCCACGAGUACCCCUUUUCUUUGUGGUACCCAAAAUCCACAAGAAUGCCACAUCCCCGCCUGGCAGGCCUAUCAUAGCCGCAAGAGAGUCCAUUCUUCAACCCAUCUCAACAUUCUUAGACGGAAUCUUGCAACCACUGAUCGUCAAACACCACAACUAUAUCAAGGACACCACCAGCUUUCUGGAGCGGAUUAACAGUAUAGGACGGGUCCCUCAAGGGACUUUGAUGUGUGUGAUCGACGUAAAGAGCCUAUACACGAGUAUCCCCCACCGGGAAGGCCUUCAAGUUAUGCGAGAUUUUCUUAUCAAAGAAAAAAUGGACACUCUUGACACAGAGCUUUUCAUGCAACUCCUCACCUUCACCUUAAAGAGAAACUUCUUUAUGUUUAAUGGCACCUUUUUCCAGCAACGAACAGGCUGUGCGAUGGGGAGCAACGUCUCCCCAUCAUUUGCAAAUGUUUACAUGUUCCAGGAAGAACAGAAUAUAUUCUUUGAGGACCAGGACAUAGCGCAGAACAUCUUGCUGUUCGUCAGAUAUAUAGACGAUUUGUUCUUACUCUGGACAGGUGACAGAGCACGAUUUGAACGACUGAUAGAGGAAGCUAACAGCAGACCCUCCACAAUCAAAUACACUUACAACAUCAGUAGCGAAUCAGUGAACUACCUGGACGUCAGGAUAACAAUUCAGGAAGGAACGCUAACCACCAGCCUGUUCACAAAGCCCACAGACAAGAAUGUUUUACUGAAGGCCAACAGUCACCAUCCAAGACCCCUGAAGGAGGGGCUCCCCAGAUCUCAGAUGAUCAGGGCCUCCAGGAUCAUCAGUGAUCGCUCUACCCUAGACCAGGAAUUAGAGACCCUGGUCGAUAAAUUCAUACAGCGGGGCUACAACUAUCAAAUACUCCAGGCACAGAAAAAAGAGAUAAUGGCGAUACCGAGGGAGACUCUACUGAAUCCGACUGCGCGCAGGGACCAAGCGAUCAUACCGUUUGUGAACCAGUUCAGUACAGCAAGCCCGGUUAUACAGAGAGCGGCCAGAGCCCUGUGGCCCAUAGUAGCCUCAGAUGCAAAACUGCCCACGUUCAGAGAGAAGCGUCCGAUGCUAUGCUUCACAAGAGGCAAAAGCAUAAGAGAUAUUAUAUAUGGAGUUGGCUUCAACAUCGGAGAAGCUAAGACGUUCACUAGCAUCACGCUGGAUCAGGUCCAAAGUUGCCUCGCUGGAGAUGAAAUGAAGACUAUUUCUAUGCAAGAAAUUGCCAAGAAACUGAACAUUUCCUACAACGGUCUGUACUACUUCCUUCUGUUAGGUUCCUGGUGCUCAGAACAAGGGAGAUGUUGCGUAGGACACACAAGCAGGAAUAUCUCAGAAGGACAUCUAAUGUUAUCCCCGGAUUGUGAAAUAAAAGAUUAUGACAGUAGACAGGAUUCUCCAGGAGAUAACCCCAUUACCUCAAUUAUACAUCCAGCUCUAUCAGCUGGUCCCUCUGAUCCUGGGAAAUGUUCUCCUGAUCACUCUGAUAUUGGUGCAUCUGUUACAGCUCUGACAGUAAAUACAGAGUUUCCCUGUUCUAUAGAUACCACAUGUUUUACACAGAACACAAAGCUUAUUACCCAUCAGGCAGCUAAGGCAGGUGAGAGGCCACUGAUAUGUUCUGACUGUGGGAAAUGUUUUACCUGCAAAUCACAACUUGUUUCACAUCAGUGCAGACACAAAGGUCAGAAGCCAUUUCCAUGUUCUGAGUGUGGGAAAUGUUUUACAGAGAAAUCACAUCUUGUUACACAUCAGAGACGUCACACAGGUGAGAACCUAUUACCAUGUUCUGAGUGUGGGAAAUGUUUUACACUGAAAUCACAUCUUGUUACACAUCAGCGAAAUCACACUGGUGAAAAGCCAUUUCCAUGUUCUGAGUGCGGGAAAUGUUUCACCCGGAAAUCCCAACUUGUUAAACAUCAGCAAAGUCACACAGGUGAGACUCCAUUUCCAUGUUCUGAGUGUGGGAAAUGUUUUACAUACAAAUCACUUCUUGUAAUACAUAAGAGAAUACAUACAGGUGAGAAACCAUAUUCCUGUUCUGAGUGUGGGAAAUGUUUUACAUACAAAUCAACUCUUGAUGCACAUAAGAGAAGUCACACAGGUACAUCACCAUUUCCAUGUUCUGAGUGUGGGAAAUAUUUUGCACAGAAAUCACAACUUGCUAGACAUCAAAGAAUUCACACAGGUGAGAGGCCAUUUCCAUGUUCUGACUGUGGAAAAUGUUUUGUACAGAAAUCAGUUCUUGUUGCACAUCAGAGAAGUCACACAGGUGAGAAACCAUUUCCAUGUCUUGAGUGUGGGAAAUGUUUUGCACACAAAUCAGAUCUUGUUAGUCAUAACAGAAGUCACACAGCUGAGAAGCCAUUUCCAUGUCAUAAGUGUGGGAAAUGUUUUACACACAAAUCAGAUCUGGUUAGUCAUAACAAAAGUCACACAGGUGAGAAGGCAUUUUCUUGCUCUGAGUGUGGGAAAUGUUUUGCCCGGAAAUCAGACCUUGUUAGACAUCAGCGAAGUCACACAGGUGAGAAGCCAUUUUCUUGCUCUGAGUGUGGGAAAUGUUUUGCCCGGAAAUCAGACCUUGUUAGACAUCAGCGAAGUCACACAGGUGAGAAGCCAUUUUCUUGCUCUGAGUGUGGGAAAUGUUUUGCCCAGAAAUCAGAACUUGUUAGACAUCAGCGAAGUCACACAGGUGAGAGGCCAUUUCCAUGUCCUGAGUGUGGGAAAUGUUUUGCACACAAAUCAGAUCUUGUUAGACAUCAGCAAAGUCACACAGGUGAGAAGCCAUAUUUUUGCUCUGAGUGUGGGAAAUGUUUUACACAGAAAUCAUAUCUUGUUAUACAUCACAGAAGUCACACAGGUGAGAAGCCAUUUCCAUGUUCUGAGUGUGGGAAAUGUUUUGCAGACAACUCAGCUCUCGUUAUACAUCACAGAAAUCACACAGGUGAGAAGCCAUUUCAAUGUUCUGAGUGUGAGAAAUGUUUUUGUUAGGCGCCGGGGUCCGCGCGGCCGUGCGGCCCGGCGCCUAGCAACCAGAGACGCCGGGCGCACAGAGCCGCUCAGACCCUAGCAACAGGAACGCCACGGUCGGACUGCAUUCCCUGUUGCUGGGUCUUAAUUAAUCAGUGCCUGUGUGUUCUGGCCAUGCAGCAUGCAGCUGCACGGCAUCAUCAUGUAAUUACCCUGUCUGGAUCAGGAUUGGAGGGCUCUCAAAUAUAAGCACUCCCAGGACUUCUCUCAGACGCCGGUGAUAGCUUCCUGUUUGCCUGUGUCUGCUGCAGAGAAAGUUCCCAGUCCCGGUCUAUCCGUUUGUUCCUGUUAUCAGUGAUCCUGUACUCGGAAGUUACCAUCUAUUCCUGGAGUCUGACCGAGCACCUUUAACAUCUGGUGGUGUUCGUGAGUCGCGGCGCAGCCGUGUGUUGCGGCUUGUCCGCUAUAAUUUAUUAUUUUGUUUAUAUUGUGUUCUGGAGCUUUGCGGAGGAUUCCGCUUCCACAAGAUCCACUCUGGUGUCCAGCGGUGCCGGAUAGGAGUGUCGGAUCAGUGGAUCUUUGGUUGUCCUUUUCCCUGGCGGCUAAUCCGCACAUACCUUUUGAUUUAGUUAAGUUAGCUUGUAACCCCUGGCUUGGUUGCUUAGUCAGAGGGCCCCUUGUUAUCACCCUGUCUCGGACUUCCCCUUGUCUCCCAUUAAGACCUGCGGGGGCAUCGGGGUUGGGCAGACAUAAUCCGCCCUUCGAACGCGGCUGCCAUAGGCUCAAGCAACCAUAGUCUCGCAGGGGAUUUCUGAUAACACGGGCGAGACAACGGAGUUAGGGCGCCAGGGGUUACUAGGCUCUCCAGCUCCCACAACCUGUAUAUGGUUCCUGUACUCAGAUCCCUGCCAUAAGAUCUUCUCCAGUCUGGAGUACAGGAAUCGUAACAUUAUCACCGGCCUGACAAAAGAAAAAAUUUCAACAGGAGUUAAUUUUUUCACUUAUCCAGUUGGGAGAAUUUUGUCGGCCUCAUGAAUCCCACCGGUGUUGGGCCAAAUCCUGGCCAGUUUCUGGUUAGUCAGAUUCAGGAACUUACCCAGAUGGUUCAGGAUCUGUCCCUCCGGGUGAGCUCACAGGAAGAUCUGUUACGGACUUCCCCGAGGGUCAUCCCUGAACCAAAAAUGCAUCUGCCUGACCGUUUUUCUGGGGAUAGAAAACAGUUUUUUAAUUUUAAAGAGUCUUGUAAACUGUAUUUUCGUUUAAGACCAGUCUCCUCAGGUACGGAGGCUCAGCGGGUUGGAAUUAUAAUUUCUCUGCUUCAGGGGGAUCCUCAGACCUGGGCUUUUGGUUUAAAGACAGACGAUCCGGCCUUAUCGUCUGUAGACGCCUUUUUAAAAUCUUUAGGGCUAUUGUAUGACGACCCUGAUAGAGAGGCGUCCGCAGAAAGUCAGUUGCGUGCUCUAAGACAGGGUAGGAAUCCUGCAGAGAAUUAUUGUACGGAGUUUCGCCGUUGGUCGAACGACUGUGGCUGGAAUGACCCUGCCCUGCGCAGUCAGUUUCGCCUCGGCUUAUCUGAAUCUAUAAAAGACAGCCUCCUUCAGUAUCCCGCUCCUGAGACCCUUGAUAAACUCAUGGAGCUCUCUAUUAAAAUAGAUCGUCGGCUCAGAGAGCGGAGGACUGAAAAAGGGGCAUCUGUAGUUUCUUUUCCCUGUGUUCCUUCCGUUCCUGUAGACAUGGGGGAGCCUAUGCAGAUUGGUCUCUCCAAAUUGUCUCCGGAAGAAAGAACCAGGAGGCAAAAUUCUGGUCUGUGUUUGUACUGCGGAGGCAAGGGACAUUUUGCCCGUAGUUGCCCAAACAAGUCGGGAAACUUCCUGACCAAGUGAAUAGUGAGGGGGUUCACUUUGGUCUACAGCUCAUCUCCUCAAAUAAUUCACUGUUGGUUCCUGCUAAAGUUUCUUAUGACAGCCUCUGUUCCUCGGUCUCUGCUUUUGUGGACAGUGGAGCUGCAGGAAACUUUAUGGACUUAACAUGGGCCAAGGCCUUAGGUAUUCCUCAGCUAACCUUAGGUAGGUGUAUCACCAUGCAUGGUUUAGAUGGGAGUCCCUUAUCCAAUGGGGUUAUUUCUCUAUGUACACCUCCAGUUUUGCUCUCGGUGGGAGCUCUACAUUCUGAAAAGAUUGAGUUUUUUCUUACCCAUUGUCCAGCAGUUCCUGUGGUUCUGGGUCACCCUUGGCUGGCCUUUCAUAAUCCCAACAUUGAUUGGCAGUCUGGGGAGAUCCUACAAUGGGGUACCAUCUGUGAUAAAGAAUGUAUUACACUUCCCAUUCGAGUAGCCGCUGCCAGCUCUGCACAUAUUCCUGGAGAAUACCAGGAUUUUUUGGAUGUGUUUUCCAAGGGCAAUGCUGAUAUUUUGCCUCCCCAUAGGCCUUAUGAUUGUACCAUUGAGUUAAUUCCUGGUGCCACGUUGCCUAAGGGAAGGUUAUAUGCAUUGUCUGGUCCUGAAACGGUGGCCAUGAAUGAGUAUGUGAAAGAAAGUCUUGAGAAAGGGUUUAUCAGGCCAUCUAAAUCCCCUUUAAGUGCAGGUUUCUUCUUCGUAGAGAAGAAGGAUGGUUCCCUCAGACCCUGCAUUGACUUUCGAGCCUUGAAUAAGAUCUCAGUAAAAAAUACUUACCCCCUGCCGCUGAUCUCUGUCCUCUUUGAUCAGCUACGUUCGGCUGUUAUUUUUUCUAAGAUUGACCUGAGAGGAGCAUAUAAUCUCAUUAGAAUCAGGUCAGGGGAUGAGUGGAAAACGGCAUUCAGUACUCAAUCAGGCCACUAUGAGUAUCUGG
Molecule: messenger RNA, 8171 nt
Organism: Pseudophryne corroboree (corroboree frog)
Lineage: Eukaryota; Metazoa; Chordata; Amphibia; Anura; Myobatrachidae
Exons: 6
Coding region: 64-5364 (1766 amino acids)
Biological process (GO): regulation of transcription by RNA polymerase II
Molecular function (GO): RNA polymerase II cis-regulatory region sequence-specific DNA binding; DNA-binding transcription factor activity
Source: RefSeq, a predicted model, not a curated record